AAAAACCAAUGGAAACACAUGGAAGUAACACAACCAAUCUAGCCAUACUUACUGCAUAUGACACUUUUAACAGUACUGACAACGGAAAUGACAAUUAUAACGACAAGUCUUCAAGACCACCAGAAUCGAUGGAACUGACAGAAGCAUGCUGA
This is a messenger RNA of Acaulospora morrowiae, 152 nucleotides long. The record is from the annotation of a GenBank genome assembly. Lineage: Eukaryota; Fungi; Glomeromycota; Glomeromycetes; Diversisporales; Acaulosporaceae.